CCGUCGAGAGGCCAUGACGCGGCCAGCUGCCCGUGGCGGUUGGUCUUUUUUAUAGCCAACGGUAGGCGGACCGCUGCCGGACCGUUAGGUUUCAGUUGGACCUCCGGAGAACAGGGCGCGACCUUCGGGGACGUUGUCAUGGAUCUGACGCGGCUGGCUGUGGAUGCCGGUCAGUUCAUCAACCGGGCGGUUCAGUACACGGAGGAGAGCCUCGGGCAGGCGGAGAAGACGGACUUGGACCCCGGGCUGGAGGAGCUCUUUGCCCGGGCAGACGCCACCAAGGCCGGGACAGACCAGAUCAUCUCCCAGACUGAGGUUUUACUGCAGCCCAAUUCUGGAGCACGGUUAGAGGACCGGCUGUAUGAGCAUCUGGACUGGAGCGUCCCCCCUCGGCCUCGUGCACAUGAGCUACUGGGAGACCAAAUGACCCAGGCUGGGCUGGAGAUGGGAUCCAACACGCCCUAUGGGACUGCACUGAUCAGGUGUGGAGAGGCUCAGAAGCAGCUUGGCGAGGCAGAGAGGAAGUUUGUCCAAAGCACUAACAUCCACUUUCUCACCCCUCUGAGGAGUUUCACUGAGGGGGAGUACAGAGCCAUGCAGGAUGAGCACAAGAUGUUGGUAAAGAAGCGUUUGGACUUGGACAUAGCUAAAACCCGACUGAGAAAAGCACAUGAAGCCGACAGAGAGGGCAGAAACCUGAAUGCGAACCCGCUGGAUAACGACUACUUGUCUCAUGUCUCCUACAUGUUCAGCUUCCUGCGUGUUAAAUGGCUGAAGAUGUGGGCUCAGGAAAUCGCUCAGGCAGAGAUGGAGCAGAGGAUCUGUCAGAGUCUGUUCGAACGACAGUCAGAGAUGACAAGACGAGUUGUGGAAGGAAUCAGCAACACUCACACCAACCACAUGAGGAGCCUGACUGAAUUUGUGGAAGGUCAGGCCUGUUACUUUGACCAGUGCAACCAACAUGCUCAGGAGCUUCAGAAGCAGCUGGCCAGCAUUCCAGCAGUCCUCUGCUCCAGUAACUGGCAGUCAGCAAUAAGUACUGAAGUUAAUCAGCCGUCCACAAGCAACCAUGUAGCCAAUGAGCCCGUUGGGUUAAAUCAGGUCACCCCGAUUCCCAUAGUCGUCCAUCAAAUUCCAGACUUCGACCAGGACUCAUGGAAUUCAAAUCCACCCACGGCAACUGAAAAAAACACACAGCCAAAUAACAACAACAACAACAACAACAACAUUAUUUUCUGAUGGCCAAGCAACCAGCUACUCAUCAGUGGUUAAUCAAGUACUUGAUCAUGUCUGUACAUCAAAUUCGGGUCAGUUAUCAGCACUCAGCAGAACAGACAGCACACAAACCAACGGAGCAACUGCUGCAAUAACCAAUGGAGCUGGUAGUCAGACGACAACAACUUCCCCACCUUCUGAACUCGGUGGAAACGAGUCUCAGACAGCAAAUGCAGUAGCUAGUGACACCAUAACAACCGAUAACAUGGUCAUUGAGACUUUGACAACCAAUGGCACGGCUGCUGAGCAACAAAAAAACAAUGAAACCACAAGCGAGGUUAACGGAGAAGAUGUCCUGGAGUCAUCAACAGCCAGUCAGGACGUGGCUCAGUAGAAAUGAAUGUGGGAUAUGACGGCUGGCCAAAAUCAUGCAAGCUGAGUUUGAUUGCUGCUUCAGCUGAUUUAGACCAGUGGUUAUUGACAUUGUAGAUCCAAGAAGUAUAAAGGAACAGACACACAAUCAUAAUAACAUGUGGUCUGGUAAAAAUAAAUAAAAAAAUGUAAGUAAUCCAGUAGGGAAGAUAACGUAAAGUGGUUGUAAAAGUGCUUAAUUUUUCCAAAAGUGAUUUAGUGCCGCAAUCAUUUUAGCCUUUCAACAGUACUCAUUUAUUAUUCAUGUUGUAUGAAAAUGAUGACUGUUGUGUAUCAGUUCCCUCUUGUGGCAAUGGAUGUAAUAUUUCCGGACAAACUGUUAUAUUUGCAAUGUGUGAUUGUGAAGAGUAGUUUUUCUGUGAAACUAAAUCUUUAUUUACGUUGCGCUAAAUGAGAGAACUAAUGACGCUUUGUGCCAAGUGUAUAUGCGUGUGUGUGUGUGUGUGUUAUUGUUGGUGUGAAAAAUACCAAUUCAUGUGUGAAUGUCUGUGUGUUUGUGUCCAUGUCUGUCGGUGACCCAUGCUCACAAUGUCACUUGUGUUUACAGCUUACCCAAACCUGUUACCCCUUGAAAGAGGUGUGUGUGUGUGUGUGUGUGUGUGUGUGUGUGUGUGUGUGUGUGUGUGUGUGUGUGUGUGUGUGUGUGUGUGUGUGUGUGUGUGUGUGUGUGUGUGUGUGUGUGUGUGUGUAACUCUUCCUCCUCUCUACUUGCGUUACUGCAAGUUGAGGUCAUUUUCCAUAUGAAACAUAUUAUUUGCAUGUGUUUGGGAGUCCAGCGAGGUGCCAAAACACCAAGCUGAACGGGACCCUUUAUGCUGUAGCAUGGUAUGAAGUAUGUUUCGUCAUAUACGCACUGGGUGUUUUCCCCUGCACAGUCAAAUCACAUACUCACUUUUACCCUUUUACCCUAUUAAAGCCCCCACUAGGUGAAAUGGGUAGACGUUUCCAAGUCCAGAUGUUGUUCAUUUUCUUCGUGAGGGCAGCCCCGCUCCAACGUGGUGUGGGUCCACUCGAGGGACCCAGGAUGGAAACACGCAAAUUAGUACUGACCCUAUCUGAUGUAAUCACACAAUUCUCCUCGCUGCCAGCUUUAAACUGCGCAUCCAUGCUGUCGUAAUUCAGUCACAUGUUGUCCAGUGACCUGAUGUCAGUGUAAGGUUUGAUUCCUGUAAAGAGGUGGAAAUAAAUAU
This is a messenger RNA of Anoplopoma fimbria (sablefish), 2837 nucleotides long. RefSeq names its product endophilin-B1-like. Lineage: Eukaryota; Metazoa; Chordata; Actinopteri; Perciformes; Anoplopomatidae. The annotation marks the transcript as partial. The transcript is spliced from 10 exons. The record is from RefSeq and is a predicted model, not a curated record. Gene Ontology annotation, cellular component: cytoplasm. Gene Ontology annotation, molecular function: protein binding.